This is a messenger RNA of Ctenocephalides felis (cat flea), 969 nucleotides long. RefSeq names its product chitin biosynthesis protein CHS5-like. The transcript has a single exon. NCBI's taxonomy places the organism in Eukaryota, Metazoa, Arthropoda, Insecta, Siphonaptera, Pulicidae. Bases 1 to 969 code for a protein of 322 amino acids. The record is from RefSeq and is a predicted model, not a curated record.
AUGGAAAAAUUCAGGAAGGCGCACGAAAGACGUCCGAAGUCUGGCAUACGUUCUGCAAAAGUACAUAAAUCCAAAAGUAAAGAAAUGAAAAAGAUGCUCCGUAAAUACGAAGACAGUUUUACAAAAAUCCUAAUAAACGCCAGCAACGUAAUCGAAAAUAUCCCUAAAAAAAAACGUGCCGAAUCUCUACUUCGCGUUACUAAAGGUUUAACCAAAAUCAAAAAGAUACCUAAAACAAAAUACUACAACUUUGAUCCUGAUGGUGACUUGGCAACACACAUCAAACUGAAUUUAAAACGAAGUGAAUUUACCAGUCCUAGCAAAAAAGGAAGCCCUAAAAAACUCAAAAUCGAAACAUCAGGCAGCGAAUCUUCUGAUGGUAGUGAAAUGAUGGAAUUGUUGACUGAAUUGCAAAAGGAGUCUUCAGAUGAAGACAUAAAUGAUGAUGAUGAUGAAUUAGGAUCUGACAAAAGUUUAGUGAUUGAUGAAGAAGCAGAGAAUCUUGAUGACAGUUUUCCUGGUAAAUAUGUAAUGAAACCGCCUUCAGAUCUGGGUGAAGACGAUGAUGAUUUUGACUGCGAUAUGGAUGAAGAUUUAGAGAAUGAUUUUUUAGAGCAGUGUACUCAACAACCGGACACGUCUCAAGUUGAUAAAAAUGAUGAAGAACCUUCCUUUAAUGAUUCCAAGGAACCAGGCGAGAUAAAUGAAUCCGGUGAUAUCAAUGAAGCGGAUUUGUAUGACGAUUUGGAUGAACCUGCUACUGAAAACGUUGAUGACAUGUUGUACGAAACAGCAUUUGAGGCUACUGCUGAUAAAAAUAAACCAAGUGAGGAUACAAAUAAACCACCGAUAGACACGACGCAUACUGUAGAUGUAAAACAACAAAUAGCGAAUUUGCAGAAUGUAACAAUCGAACCGGUAAGCCAACCUGAACCUGGUGGAAGAAGUCGUGGAACUUAUAAGCAGUGA